AUGGGCUGGUGGUGGUCGUCCAAUCAUGCUCCAGCUGAGCCGCGAGAUCAUGUCCCGGGUCAUUCUCCUUCAACAGUGCACGAUGAGAAGCCGUCAAUCCCUCCGGCCACUGCUCCAGUCGCAGAGCCAGUUAAACAGACCCUGUCGCGAGAAGAACAAAGCAACCAGGAAUGGAUGGAGCUUCUAAGACAAUUGCAGGCAGAAAUGGAUGGCGAGCAGAAACAAGAUCAGAACAACCAAGAGAUAGGGACAUCGACAUCGACACAGUCUGUGCCAGUGCCCGGCGACAUAUCUCCUGAUUCCUUGUACCCAACGGAACUAUCGUGUCGCUCUGCCCUGGACUAUGCGAUGUUUUGCCAGAGCUUCGGCGGCCAGUUUGUCAACAUAUACCGCUAUGGCACGUUCAGAUCCUGCUCAAAUCACUGGGACGACUUUUGGCUUUGUAUGAGAACAAGAAACUGGGACAAAAAGGACCGAGAAAAGGCCAUCCAAGAACACUACCGGAAGAAGGCCGUGAAGUGGAAGACUGGUCCUAGUAGUGAGGAUGUAUGGGAAGUUCGAAAGGAGCCGGUGAAAGAUGCAUUCCAAGGUAAUCUUGAAGAACUGGAAGCACGAAUCGCAGAAUGGCAGAAGGCAAAUCCAGGGACACCAGAUCCUUGGAGACAAGACAAGGCGCCGACUUUCAAUACCACAAAUGUCACUCCUUGA
Messenger RNA from Exophiala dermatitidis NIH/UT8656, 708 nucleotides. RefSeq lists its product as uncharacterized. The transcript has a single exon. Bases 1 to 708 code for a protein of 235 amino acids. Lineage: Eukaryota; Fungi; Ascomycota; Eurotiomycetes; Chaetothyriales; Herpotrichiellaceae. The record is from RefSeq and is a predicted model, not a curated record.